AUUAUAUGAUAUUUGAGGAAAAGUCAUAUGGCGGACGUUGAUGAUUCCCAGAGAAGAAGAGAAAGCAGUAGUCAUCAUCGAUGGCCCCUUGCUUUUCUCACCGUCUUCGUAGCCUUUCCGGUGGCCAUAGCGGUGGUUCUCUACAGAUCACUCGACUCCUUCGAGGCGGCUGCUCUGCCCAUCCACGAGUUCUCCGGGCCCACAACAACCGCGGCGGCGCGUAACGGGCACAUGCUGCGUGGGGCGGAGAGAGUGGGGGAGGGAGCACUGCUGGCGCCGGAAGACCUGGCCUACGAUUCCAAGUCGGGUGUGGUUUACACAGGCUGCGCCGACGGGUGGGUGAAGCGAGUCAGGUUGAGUGACUCGGUGGUGGAGAACUGGGUCAACACCGGAGGUAGGCCGCUGGGAAUCGUUCUGGACCGUAACAACAAUCAGGUUCUCGUCGCCGAUUCGGGAAAGGGGCUACUAAGUAUAACUAAAGAAGGAGUGGUGGAGCUACUGACAGAGGAAGCCGAGGGUGUGAAGUUCAUGCUAACAGACGGCUUAGAUGUGGCCGAAGAUGGCAUCAUUUACUUCACAGACGCUUCUCACAAGUACGGCUUGGAUGACUUCAUGUGGGACAUCCUCGAAGCCAAUCCCAAUGGCAGAUUGCUCAGCUACGAUCCUCGCACUAACCAAACCAAAGUGCUUCUUCAUGACCUUUACUUCGCCAAUGGAGUUUCACUCUCACCAGACCAGACUUGUCUCAUCUUCUGUGAAACACCCAUGAGAAGGUGUAGAAAGUAUCACCUAAAAGGGGAGAGAAAAGGAAGUGUUGAGCCAUUCAUUGAUUUCUUGCCAGGGAUGCCUGACAACAUUCGUUAUGAUGGGGAAGGUCAUUACUGGAUUGCAUUGGUCGUGGAAUUUACCCUACCUUGGGAUUUAACACUGAGAUAUCCUUUCAUUCGGAAGGUUUUGGCACUCCUUGAGAGGUACAAUUAUAGACCAAAUCUAUUGAAGGGUGGAGGUGUAUUUGGUGUGGAUUUAGAAGGGAGACCCAUUUAUCAUUACCAUGAUCCUAAAGUGUCACUCAUUACAAGUGGACUCAAGAUUGGAAAUUACCUCUAUUGUGGCUCUGUUGCUAAUCCUUACAUUAUCCGACUCAAUCUACUAAAUUAUCCUGCACAAGGUCCUACUACUACCCCACCACUUGAUCAGCCAUAAUGAUCGUUGUUAAUGUUGUCACUUAAAUAGGUGGUUAAUAUUACAGUGUUGAAAUUUGGCACAUUAAGAAUUCAACACCACAUGAGAUGACACUCUAUGAUUGGUUAGCAAUACCUCAUAAUACUUAUUAAAUUCAAAUGUGUGGGACUCGAUGUUGGAUUGUACCAAUAACAGUGUGACACCUCCUUGUGGUGUUGGACACCAAUAAUGUCCUUUAGUAUUUCUCUUAAAAUUAAUACGAACGACAUACACAAAUAUUACUUGCGAUGGAAAUACAAGUGAUUAUUAAUA
Messenger RNA from Humulus lupulus (European hop), 1494 nucleotides. RefSeq names its product protein STRICTOSIDINE SYNTHASE-LIKE 5-like. The record is from RefSeq and is a predicted model, not a curated record. Gene Ontology annotation, biological process: biosynthetic process. Gene Ontology annotation, molecular function: strictosidine synthase activity. Lineage: Eukaryota; Viridiplantae; Streptophyta; Magnoliopsida; Rosales; Cannabaceae. Bases 28 to 1203 code for a protein of 391 amino acids. The transcript has 4 exons.